Bombina bombina (fire-bellied toad) is the source of this 4445-nucleotide messenger RNA. RefSeq names its product dynactin subunit 1 (gene DCTN1). The transcript has 29 exons. Gene Ontology annotation, biological process: cytoplasmic microtubule organization; establishment of mitotic spindle orientation; nuclear migration. The coding region runs from base 154 to 3891 and encodes 1245 amino acids. Gene Ontology annotation, molecular function: microtubule plus-end binding. The record is from RefSeq and is a predicted model, not a curated record. Gene Ontology annotation, cellular component: cytoplasm; spindle pole; microtubule associated complex. NCBI's taxonomy places the organism in Eukaryota, Metazoa, Chordata, Amphibia, Anura, Bombinatoridae.
GGCUUGGAACGCUCUUGCUGUCACCGGGUAUCUGUGUGCCUCUUCCCCACCCGAUACCGGAACCAGAACCGGCUGAGGUGUAACCGGUAACGGCGCGGCCUUGUGCGGGUGAGAGUGGUAUCUCUUCCCCAGACUCCGAGCUCUAACUCCAGGAUGAGUGUAGAGGCCACAGGAAAGCCCUUGAAAGUGGGCUCUCGCGUGGAGGUGAUCGGGAAGGGACACAGAGGGACAGUUGCUUAUGUCGGGGCCACAUUGUUCGCCUCGGGAAAAUGGGUGGGAGUCAUCUUGGACGACCCCAAGGGAAAGAACGACGGCACAGUGCAGGGCAGAAAAUAUUUCACCUGCGAGGAAAACCACGGUAUAUUUGUUCGGCAGUCACAGAUUCAGGUUGUGGAUGAUGGCGCAGAUACCACUUCCCCCGAAACACCAGAACCAGCCUCUUCCAAAGUUCUCAAGAGAGAGGUAGCCGAGACCCCCAAAAGCAGCAAACUGAUCACCACCCGACGCACCAAGCCAACUCGGCCUUCCAGCUCAGCUGCCUCCAGUGGAACAGCCGGAGCCUCUGGCUCUGCUUCAGCAUCAUGUGGAGAGAUCAGCAGCAGCGAGCCCAGCACUCCAGCCCAGACCCCACUGGCUGCCCCCAUAAUCCCAUCUCCAUCCUCUGCUCUCACCUCUCCUGUGGCCCCUCUACCAGCUCCAGGGCCCAGCAAGGAAGAGGAGAACCUGCGGGCUCAGGUCAAAGACUUGGAUGAAAAACUGGAGACGCUGAAGAUGAAACGAGCGGAGGAUAAAGUGAAGCUUAAGGAGCUGGAGAAGUCGAAGCUACAGCUGGAACAGCUCCAGGAAUGGAAGAGCAAGAUUCAGGAGCAGCAAGCUGAUCUUCAGCGCCAGCUCAAGGAGGCCAAGAAGGAAGCAAAAGAGGCUCAAGAAGCGCAAGAACGUUACAUGGAGGAGAUGGCAGACACAGCAGAUGCCAUUGAGAUGGCCACACUUGACAAAGAGAUGGCAGAAGAGCGAGCAGAGUCCUUGCAACAAGAGGUGGACACCAUGAAAGAGAAAGUGGAGGAGCUCACCAUGGACCUGGAGAUCCUCAAGCAUGAGAUAGAGGAAAAAGGGUCAGAUGGAGCCGCGUCCAGCUACCAAGUUAAGCAGCUGGAGGAACAAAAUGCCCGUCUCAAAGAGGCUCUGGUCAGAAUGCGAGAUCUCUCUGCCUCGGAGAAGCAAGAACACAUCAAGGUGCAGAAGCAUAUGGAAAAGAAGAAUGCCGAGUUGGAUACACUGCGACAGCAGAAGGAGAAGUUGCAGGAAGAAGCGGCACUGAUGGAGAAAACCAUUGAUGAACUGAAGGAGCAGGUUGAUGCAGCUUUGGGAGCUGAAGAGAUGGUGGAGACCCUGGCAGAGAGAAACCUGGACCUAGAAGAGAAAGUCCGUGAGCUGCGUGAGACCGCAAGUGAUCUGGAAGCCAUCAAUGAGAUGAACGAUGAACUACAGGAGAAUGCCCGUGAGACUGAGCUGGAACUACGCGAGCAGCUGGAUAUGGCAAAUGCCCGAGUGCGUGAGGCAGAGAAACGCGUGGAAGCUGCACAGGAAACUGUAGCGGAUUAUCAGCAGACCAUCAAGAAGUACAGAGAUCUCACAGCUCAUCUGCAGGAAGUGAAUCGUGAGCUCAUGAACCAGCAAGAAGCCUCUGUGGAGAAGGAACAGCAGCCGUCACCGGAGAUGUUUGACUUCAAGAUAAAGUUUGCAGAGACCAAGGCCCAUGCGAAGGCUAUUGAGAUGGAGCUGCGCAAGAUGGAGGUAAAUCAGGCCAAUCGUCACGUGUCCUUGCUGACGUCCUUCAUGCCAGACAGUUUUCUGCGUCAUGGGGGAGACCAUGACUCUAUCCUGGUGCUGCUGCUUAUUCCCAGACUUAUAUGUAAGGCCGAGCUGAUCAGCAGGCAGGCGCAGGAGAAAUUUGAGCUGAGCGAAGCCAACGAGGAGAAGGCUGGGAUGCGAGGGGCAGUUGGAGAGCAAAUGAGCUUUGCAGCUGGGCUGGUGUAUUCUCUGAGCCUUCUGCAAGCUACUCUACACAAAUAUGAGCAGGCGCUGAAUAAGUGCAGCGUUGAGGUAUAUAAAAAGGUUGGGAUGUUAUACCAAGAGAUGAGUGUGCACGAGCGUUCUCUGGACUUCCUCAUAGAACUUCUGCACAAAGACCAGCUGGAUGAGACUGUAAAUGUGGAACCCCUGACCAAAGCCAUCAAAUAUUACCAGCACUUGUACAGUAUACACCUGGCUGACCAGACCGAAGAUUGUACCAUGCAGCUGUUUGACCACAUCAAAUUUACACAGAGUGCACUGGACUGCAUGGGUGUAGAAGUGAGCAGACUGCGCGCCUUCUUGCAUCCUGGGCAGGAGUCCUCGGAUCUGGCUAUUCUUCUGAAGGAUCUAGAGACCUCAUGCAGUGACAUCCGGCAGUUCUGUAAGAAGAUCAGACGGCGAAUGCCUGGCACAGAAGCAGCUGGGAUACCAGCGGCUCUCAGCUUUGAUCAGCAGGUCUCGGAAACUCUAUUGGAGUGUCGUAAACAUCUCAAGUGGGUUGUGGCUGUGUUUCAAGAAGUUGCGGCCGCUGGGGCACAGAUGAUUGCACUUCUUGGAGAGAAUGAAGGUCUGCAGGCAUUAAAACUAGAAGAUGUGGCAUUCAAAGCCACUGAGCAGAUUUAUAGCUCACAGGGCAUCAAUCCUUACGAGUGUCUGCGGCAAUCCUGCAAUAUUCUCAUUGCAACAAUGAACAAGAUGGCGACCGCUAUGCAGGAAGGAGAGUAUGAUUCUGAAAAGCCUCAGAGUAAGACACCACCACCUGUGGAGCAACGAGCAGCCGCUGUUCGGGCUGAGAUUACUGAUGCAGAGGGAGUUGGUCUGAAGCUGGAAGAUAGGGAGACCGUCAUCAAGGAGCUUAAGAAGUCCCUGAAAAUCAAGGGUGAAGAGUUGAGUGAGGCCAAUGUGCGACUGAGCCUCCUGGAGAAGAAGCUAGACAGCGCCUCAAAGGAAGCAGAUGAUCGGGUCGAGAAGAUCCAGACUAAACUUGAGGAGACCCAGGCUCUGCUGAAGAAGAAAGAGAAGGAAUUUGAGGAGACCAUGGAUGCCCUUCAAGCAGAUAUUGACCAGCUGGAGUCUGAGAAAGCCGAGCUCCGACAAAGGCUUAACAACCAGUCUAAGCGCACCAUUGAAGGUUUGCGUGGUUCUCCAGCAUCAGGAGUUGCAUCCAUUGUCUCUGGCAUUGCAGGAGGGGUGUCUUCCGGACAGACUAUGCUGAAUGGAUCUGGUCCAGUGCAGGUGAAGGAUUCUCCACUGUUGCUUCAGCAAAUCGAUGCUCUGAGGUUCUCUAUGAAACACCUUAAACAUGAGAACAACCGACUGAAGGCCAAUCACAUUAAGGAAGAGCUGUCGGCCUUACCAAGACUACAUGUCCCAAAACUGACACUACCCAAAGACCGCCAGCGUGAAGAGGUUAUGUCUGGAACGCUGUACCGUAAGACCAGCCAGCUGUUGGACGCUCUGCAGCAGAUGAGCGCCAAUGCAAAGGUUGUGGAUAUCACACACAAGAAAGCAGGUAAUCCAGCAUCACAGCUGUUAGAGCAGACAGCCCGACUAAAGAAUCUGAGUGACACUAUUGACAAGCUGAAGGAUGAAGUCACAAAGGAGACAGUCUUACAGUGUCCUGGAGCAAACGUGCCCACAGACUUUGCCACCUUCCCAUCACCUGACUUCAUUAAGGCCAAAGAAGAGAAGAGAGAGGACACCGUUUACAUCGGUAAAGUCAGCCUGCCUUGUAAACCAGGCCAGGGAGAAAUCCAUCGCCUCGUGCUGACCCCAGAACAACUGUAUGAGCUGCACGAGCGAUUGAUCUGCUAGAACAUACUGCGUGACUGCUCGAGCACGGGAGGGCACCGCCGCACACCCCAGCAAUACGGAGCAUACUGGUCAUAGGAAGGACCGUGUCAGCUGAGUACAUCUCUCCGUCUGCGUGUGCUGGCUGCUUCUCGCUUUUAAUAUUUAUUAGCUGUACUUUUCUUUAAUCCCUAAUGCCAUUGUUAUGCCUACAACUUGUCAUAUGAGGGCCUUGAACAAUACUUAGUGUGUAACCUCUGGCACAGGACGCAGCAGGUUUGCAGCACUUAAUAUGGGCACUGUGCUGUGUAUACGGUCAGCCUGCAUGGGCUCAUUCUCACUACAGAUAUAUAGUGCUGCCAACGACGACGGUGCCUUGCUUGGUUUCCCAUCUGACUUCAGUAGCCAGUAGGAGACUUCUCUUCUGCUUUUCCGUUUUUUUUCUUCUCAAACAUCUGUAAAAUGAUGUAAACCAUUCUCUUCGGUGCUUGUGUUGGAAGUCUGUCUGUUGUGUCCUGCAACAGGGUCAUAACUGUUUUCUGCACAUUUCAAAUUCCAAUAAAAUGACCUUUGUUUGA